AUGAAGAGUGCGUAUCCGGUAACACAGUACCUGAUAGAGCGGUACUACGAGUCCCGCGGGUCUCUCAUCCCGGACGGCCUGCAUUUAAAAGACCACAGGAGCAGCGAGGAGUUAUUCAAUGACAUUACGUCGCCUGGACUAGUCGCUGGUAGCAUGGUGACCUCCAAUGGGGAUAGUGGUGGCAGUCCCGAGGACUCCGAGGAGUCGAUAGGGGAAGAGUUUAGUCUGCCUGAACUUCCGUCGGAGUCCCUGUUUGUCAGAUGGUUUACAAGGAUUAACAGCGUGCUUUCAAUGGGCACCAACAGUUACGGUUACGCUACAGACCUCAAGAUCAAAGAUUUGCAAAUGGAGCAAGCACAGGCGAUCUCGUACCUACAGUGGAGGGCUACUGGUCUUAGGCUGGAUGAACUUAUGGGACUUGAAGACUGGAAGUUGGAACCAAAGAACGAUUUGUACGACUACGAUAUGAUCGCGGGGUUGACCCGUCAGUUGCGGGAAUGCAGGAUAAACGAGGAUUACGCUAAAUUACUUUAUCUCAUAAGAAUCAACUGGGUACGGCAUUUGGGGAACAUGGGAGACGUUAACUUGUACACACACUGCAAUGUCGGGACAAAGACAAUCAUCGAGGAGUAUCUCGAAGAAUCCGAAUUAGACCUGCAUGCGCUCUUGCUACAGGAUGAACUGGAUGCAAGCUACGUGCUUGGUAUUUUACAACAGACGAAGCGUAACAUUGGUAAAUCUGCGUUGGUGUUGAGUGGUGGGGCGACUUUUGGACUGUUCCAUAUUGGUGUUAUCGCCGUUCUAUUCGAGGCACAGCUAAUACCGAAAGUUAUUAGUGGGACAAGUGCAGGUGCAAUUGUUGCCAGUAUUUUCUGCGUUCACACCAGGGAAGAGAUACCGAGUCUUCUUGCCAAUGUCCUAGACAUGGAGUUUAAUAUCUUCAAAGAUGAAAAGGACAAGUCGUCUAGCGAAGAUUUCCUCCUAAAAUUGUCGAGGUUUUUGAAAGGUGGCUCGUGGUUUGAGAGCAAGCAUUUGAUGAACACUAUGAUUAAGUUCUUGGGUAAUAUGACUUUCAAAGAAGCAUACUAUAGAACUGGGAAAAUACUCAACAUUACAGUGUCCUCGGCAUCAAUCUUUGAACAACCAAGAGUGCUCAACAACUUAACAGCAUCGAACGUAUUGAUUUGGUCCGCGGUGUGCGCAUCGUGUUCAGUACCAGGAAUAUUCCCAGCAACUCCGCUGUACGAAAAAGACCCCAAAACGGGGGAAACUCGUGAAUGGUUGGGUGAGAAGUCUACCAAGUUUCUGGAUGGCUCUGUCGAUAAUGAUCUACCAACGUCAAGACUAUCUGAGAUGUUCAAUGUCGACCACAUCAUUGCAUGUCAAGUGAACCCUCACGUAUUCCCCUUAUUAAAGACGUCGAACUCUUGUGUUGGGGGUCAGGUGCAGAACAGGUUGAGCACCAUGUUUAAGUCAACUAUGACAGACCUUUACAAAACUGUAUCCAAUGAGCUCAUUUACAUGCUCGAAAUGAGUGGCGAGUUGGGGAUCGCCCCUGUCGUUAUGGCGAAGAUGAGGUCUGUUCUAUCUCAAAAAUACACAGGCAAUAUUACGAUUUUACCGGAUCUGAAUAUGUUACUGAAAUUUGAUGAACUACUGAAAAACCCUUCACGUACUUUUUUACUUGAGGAAACCACCUUGGGAGCUCGUGCAACGUGGCCUAAAGUAUCGAUGAUCAAAAAUAAUUGUGGACAAGAGUUCGCGCUCGAUAGAUCAAUCACAUUUCUACAAACAAAGGUCCUGAUGUCGUCGGCCAUUAAGAACUCCUUACAGUUUGUUGACGGCUCUUUCGGACUUGUAAGGCUCAGUGAUGACCAAAGUGUGCACAAUAAGAACAAAAACAAAACUAAAGAUAAUGACAUAGAAGAGAAUAGGGACACUGGAAGACAAAUCUUAGAGGAUAAUCUGUUCGAGACAGAAGCUCGGAACGCCCUCAUGUUUAUUAGGAAGAGCAAUGAUACUUCUGAUAGGAGACUGCGGUCGAUGAGCUUGAAGGUCGACAGACCAACUAACAUUGACGUUAACGAUCACCUCACGUUGGACCUGCCGAACCGACCCCCGGUCCGUAGCGGCAAGUCGAUAUCGUUCUCAUCCAUACCAAGUACAAGAAGUAGGAGAUCAGGUACCUUGCAGGCAAAUAUGAUCCGGAACAACGAAAGGGACAUGAAAUCUGUGAUAGAAAGGAAACGAAUGAACCAGGGGUCUCCCACGCGACUGAUUCCGGAAUUGACUGCUCCUAAACCCCAAAAUAUGCAUUUUAAACCAAAAGUACUCGAACAACAAAAUACACAUAAAUUUAAUCGGUCCCUCCAACAGAAGGAAAAAAACACUUGA
Messenger RNA from Huiozyma naganishii CBS 8797, 2394 nucleotides. RefSeq names its product triacylglycerol lipase (gene TGL5). Bases 1 to 2394 code for a protein of 797 amino acids. The record is from RefSeq and is a predicted model, not a curated record. NCBI's taxonomy places the organism in Eukaryota, Fungi, Ascomycota, Saccharomycetes, Saccharomycetales, Saccharomycetaceae. The transcript has a single exon. Gene Ontology annotation, molecular function: triacylglycerol lipase activity. Gene Ontology annotation, biological process: lipid metabolic process.